Molecule: messenger RNA, 543 nt
Organism: Fusarium vanettenii 77-13-4
Lineage: Eukaryota; Fungi; Ascomycota; Sordariomycetes; Hypocreales; Nectriaceae
Exons: 2
Source: RefSeq, a predicted model, not a curated record
CUUAACCUUAUUGAGGCUGUGGAGCUCACACCAUCGGUCAAGCAAUUCAUCUCAAGCGAGUUUGCGUUCCAGAUUGGACCAGAGCACGCGAAACGAAGCCCUUCAUUCCCAUUUAAGAUCGCCACUCUUCGACGGCUUGAAGGAUCACCCCUAGAGAUCACCCUCAUUCAUACGGGUGUCUUCUUAGAUUACCUCGUAUACCCCCGAAUAGCAUCCCACAUGGAAUGUCAGACUGUGUGGUUCCAUCUUGGACCAGAUGCUGCCGCGAUCCCUAGGGACGGCAACCGUACUGUCGCUUUCACGCACACCAAAGACGUCGGGGAAUUCGUUUCCCUAGGUUUGGAUCUUCCCAAUUCGGAGAGGCAAUAUUAUGGCUACGCAGAUCGUCUAACGCUCAACGAUAUCGUGAGAAUUAUCGAAGAGGUCAAAGGUGUCCAGGUGAACGUCACGUAUGACUCGAGGGAUUCUUUGAACCGUGUGGAAUGCACACUGCUCCCUGGGCCUGCUGAAAGCGAGUUGAAGGACAGUAAGUUCAAUGGGUAA